This is a messenger RNA of Rhododendron vialii, 2292 nucleotides long. RefSeq names its product cytochrome P450 CYP72A219-like. Lineage: Eukaryota; Viridiplantae; Streptophyta; Magnoliopsida; Ericales; Ericaceae. The transcript has 6 exons. The coding region runs from base 595 to 2160 and encodes 521 amino acids. The record is from RefSeq and is a predicted model, not a curated record. Gene Ontology annotation, molecular function: iron ion binding; heme binding; oxidoreductase activity, acting on paired donors, with incorporation or reduction of molecular oxygen.
AAACCUAGGGCUCCGAUCCUCUUGGGACGGCCGUUCGUGGUGGGGGUUGGGGAAGGUAGGCGACCGUCGGCGGCGUCGUGCUGGUGGCUGUCGCUGCCGUGUGAUGGGGCGAUUAGGGUUUCGGGGCGGUACGGAUCAGACGAGGAAGGGUACAUGUGUGGGAUGAUAAUUUGACGAUUUGGCAAGACUCCAUUCGGUGUCCGUAGCCGUGGAGAAGUUUCUCUCCCUUUUUUAAAUUUAUAUAUUUUAUCAGCUGUUGUAUUUAUGUAGAAAAAUGGAGAAAAAGAAUAGAACAAAAUUUGGCCGUCGCAGCCUUAGUCAACAAACUCCUUGCACUGGACUGGCCUUACGCUCACAAUUCUCGCUUUCGCAGGUUUUAGUAGUUUAUGAUGUGUUUUAAAGAAACAGAGACGAUUUCAUGCUCGUGUAACUGCACGCGAAUUGCGCGACUUAGGAUGCAACUAGUGCCAUGAGUUUGUCGAGUAAUAUAAGGGGUUGGAGUCAAUCUCAUCUCUCAUACUCCCUGCACAUUGUUAGUCUCUCUUUUCAACUUGCAAAUUCUCUCUCUCUCUCUCUCUCUCUCUCUCUCUCUCAAUGGAGUUGAACAGCUUUGCUGCUGCUGCUGCGGUAGUUGUUGUAGUUGUGGUGAUAUGGUUGGGGUGGAGUGUGUUGAAUUGGGUGUGGUUGACACCAAAGAAACUGGAGAGGUGCCUUAGGAAACAAGGCCUGAGUGGGAGCUCCUACAGGCUUUUAUUUGGAGAUGUGAGAGACAACACCAAGAUGACAAAGGAAGCCAUGUCCAGUCCCAUCAGCCUCUCUCAAGAUAUCGUCCCUCGUGUCGUACCUUCCAUUCAUGAUUCCGUCGCCACCUACGGAAAGAAUUCUUUUACGUGGAUUGGACCAAAACCAAGGGUGACUAUCACAGACCCGGAACUCUUGAAGGAGAUUCUGUCGAAGAAUUUCAACUUCAAAAAGGUCAAGUUUAAUCCAUUAGCUAGGUUGUUAGUUCCUGGAUUAGUAACCUAUGAAGAUGAACAAUGGGUUAAACACAGGAAAAUUAUUAACCCCGCUUUCCAUAUGGAGAAGUUAAAGCAUAUGCUGCCUGCAUUUGAUACAAGUUGUAGUGAGAUGAUAAGCAAAUGGGAGAACAUGGUGUCAGCACAAGGGUUUUGCGAAUUGGAUGUGUGGCCUUUCCUUCAAACUUUGACGAGCGAUGUGAUAUCUCGAACUGCAUUUGGUAGUAACUAUGAAGAAGGAAGAAGAAUAUUCCAACUUCAGGCCGAACUAGCUGAGCACACAAUUCAGAUUAUAUCUUCAGUGUACAUUCCAGGCUGGAGGUUUGUGCCAACAAAGAGGAACAGAAGGAUGAAAGAAAUUGAUAAUGAAGCAAAAGCAUCAUUAAGGGCUAUUAUUGAUAAAAGACUGAAGGCAAUGAAGGCAGGAGAAUCUAGUAAUGAAGAUUUACUGAGUAUAUUGCUGGAAUCCAAUCUCAGAGAAAACCAAGGUAAUGGGAUUAAUGGCAAGAGCGUUGGAAGCAUGAGUAUCGACGAAGUGAUUGAGGAAUGCAAGCUAUUCUACUUUGCUGGGCAGGAGACCACCUCUGUUUUGCUCGUGUGGACUAUGGUUUUAUUGAGUAGAUAUCCGCAUUGGCAACAACGUGCAAGGGAAGAGGUUUUGCAAGUAUUUGGGAACAACAAGCCAUACUUUGAUGGAUUAAAUCACCUCAAAAUUGUAACUAUGAUUUUGAAUGAGGUUUUGCGUUUAUACCCACCGGCAACUGCACUGAGUCGAACUGUGUACGAGGAGACGAAGUUAGGAAAACUGUGUCUACCUGCUGGAGUGAUACUUGCUUUGCCAUUAAUCCUACUUCACCAUGACCGUGAAAUUUGGGGCGACGAUGCAAACGAGUUCAAGCCAGAGAGGUUUUCAGAAGGAUUGUCAAAGGCAACAAAGAACCAAUCAGUUUCAUUCUUUCCGUUUGGUUGGGGGCCUCGCAUAUGUAUUGGACAAAACUUUGCGAUGCUAGAAGCGAAGAUGAUCAUGGCUAUGAUUCUACAAAGCUUCUCUUUCGAGCUUUCUCCAUCUUAUGCACAUGCUCCAUGUUCUGUCAUCUUUCUUCAUCCACAACAUGGUGCUCACUUGAUUCUGCACAAAAUUUAGACGUUUCAUGUAAUUCUGGGGUUAAAGUCCUUGAAUAGAGGUAUGGUGUUGUUUUGAAAAAAAAAACUUUGUUCAACUUACAUUUGAUUUGGUUCAAUAAUGCCUAUAGGCUAUAGAUGUCCAUUCUACUUU